CGAGAUCUGAUCGCAGCAGCUACAGCAACGGCGGCAACGCAACGGCGACGAGAUCUGAUCGCAGCAGCUACAGCAACGGCGGCGACGGCUGAGCAAGCUCCUGAUCGCAGCUAAGACAUUGACGAUGGACGAGAAUCGUGUAGAUGAAGUUUCUGUUGGUUCUGUAGAUGCUCAACAACUCCUGCAAAUUGCAACAUCUUCUGACAAUGCAACAGAAGUUGGAUAUCAGCUGGAAACCUCUAUUUCCACCAACAGUGGCAACAAUGAACAAGAAGAAGGUGUGACAUCAAACAGGUCCGAGUCAGACUACACUAGUUUGGGGUUGGCAUUCAAAACCAUUGAGGAAGCAAAACAAUUCUACAAGAACUAUGCUCACGAUCUU
Messenger RNA from Linum tenue, 382 nucleotides. The record is from the annotation of a GenBank genome assembly. Lineage: Eukaryota; Viridiplantae; Streptophyta; Magnoliopsida; Malpighiales; Linaceae.